Cordyceps militaris CM01 is the source of this 393-nucleotide messenger RNA. RefSeq lists its product as uncharacterized. The record is from RefSeq and is a predicted model, not a curated record. The transcript has 2 exons. Bases 1 to 393 code for a protein of 130 amino acids. Lineage: Eukaryota; Fungi; Ascomycota; Sordariomycetes; Hypocreales; Cordycipitaceae.
AUGCAUCUGCCUACUUCUCAGAAGCUCUUUGCCAGCGGCCUCGCCCUCACCAACAUGCUCACCGGCGACUCCGUCUCCAAGGGCAAGGUCCUCGACUACGCCGUCGAAAAGUGCAUCGACGGCGACGGCAACGUCCGCUGCUCCAAGCCCUUUCCCGUGACCAAGAACGGCUGCUUCCACCUGGCGUGGACGACCGACGGCACCCUCUCGCACACGACGGUCGAGGUGCGCGACGCCGGCUCCGGCGAGCUCGUCUACUACCGCGACACCGACGGCGACUGGAAGCCCGAGAAGAACGAGCUCGUCUACCUCGACUUCAAGCCCAAGGUCUGGAAGACGGGCAACGACACGGUCGAGUACGAGGUCACCAGCUGCGAGAGCAAUGAGCUGUAG